GUUGCGGCGCGAUCGCGAGCGGGCGAGCGACGGGAAGGCGGUGAGCGGAACGCAUCGCGGCGCAGCGCAGCGCAACGCAACGCAACGCGACGCGACGCGACGCGACGUGUAAAACGCAACGCAGCGCAACAGGACGAAGACGGAGACGUAACGUAAAUAUAUAAUGGCGAUGCCCACGAUCCUUGAGCGCCACUGUGCGUCUCGCGCAAAUCGCGUCUAGACGGGAAAUAUUAUACUUAGACGUCGGUCGUGCGGUCGGUCGCGGUCGUCUCCACCGUCUCGUGAGUGUGCGUGCGUGCGCGCGCGCGCGCGCGCGUGGUGUGUGUGUGUGUGUGUUUUGUGUGUGCAGUAUACACAUAUCUAUGUACACUUGUGCACGUAUCUAUACGUGAUGACUCCGUUUCGGGGCUCUCGUAUGCGCUCGAUGGUCGAGCAUCGUCGCGCACAUAUCGCCGCACCUACGACGUCGGGCGGCGCCGCACCGAGAUCGGCGAGUAGCACCGCCACCCAUUAACGACGAAACGCGAUCGUCGCAUUCCCUCCCGUUGUCGUCAUCGUCAUCGUCAUCGUCGUCGUCGUCGUCGUCGUCGUUGUCGCCGCCGCCGCAACCGCGAGGAGGACAACACGGUAGCGGUCGACGGAAGCGGCCGGCGGACGCAGCGGUGGUGCCUCAGUGAUCAAUGAACUCUGGUUGACGCGUGUCGAGGCAUGCUGGCAGCGGGGCGCAUCAGCCACCAGCGGCCCGGCGGACAUGAUGACAUAAUAUAGAUAUAUCGAUUGUCCCCUUUUAAGAGAACACCGCAUUAAACCGCAUUGCAACCGUAAAUACAGAGUAAAUGACCCAAGUAUGAUGAACGAUAUAGAAAGUUUCGGCAUGAAGGGGGUCGGCAAAAUGCCCCACAGUCAUUCGACGCCAGCUGGUGUGGACGGAGGUAGUAGAACACCUCCCGCGACACCGCGAAAAGCUGGAAAGAUGCUGGCGGUUCGUGUACAGAUGUUGGAUGACUCUAUUACAAUGUUUCAAGUGCAGGCCAAAGCACUAGGUAGAGUGUUGUUCGAUCAAGUUUGUAAACAAUUACAUCUAUUAGAAGCGGAUUACUUCGGUCUCGAGUAUCAGGAACCAAAUUUUACAAAAUAUUGGUUGGAUUUGGAGAAACCUGUGUGCAGACAAGUUGGUUUGUCUCUUAUUGAUCCGUUAUUGAGGUUCUGUGUUAAAUUUUAUACGCCGGAUCCUGCACAGCUUGAGGAGGAGUUUACAAGAUAUUUAUUCUGUCUACAAAUCAAACGGGAUUUAGCUCAAGGUUUAUUGCAAUGCAAUGAUAAUACGGCAGCAUUGAUGGCCAGUUAUAUUGUCCAAGCUGAAUGCGGGGAUUAUGUGAUAGAAGACUAUCCAGAUCAUACGUAUUUAUCAACAUACAAGUUUGUGCCUCAUCAGGAUCAAGAGUUAGAACGACGCAUCAUGGAGAAUCACAAGAAGCAUGCGGGUCAAUCUCCUGCAGAAGCAGAUCUCAAUCUCUUAGAAACCGCUCGACGUUGUGAACUGUAUGGAAUGAAAAUGCAUCCAGCUAAGGAUCAUGAAAAUGUUCCACUAAAUCUCGCAGUGGCACAUAUGGGCAUUGUAGUUUUUCAAAAUUAUACUAAGAUAAAUACAUUUAGUUGGGCCAAAAUCAGAAAAAUCAGUUUCAAACGAAAACGUUUUUUAAUCAAAUUACAUCCCGAGGGUUAUGGAUAUUAUAAGGAUACGGUCGAAUUUUUCUUUGAGGGACGUAAUGAAUGUAAAAACUUUUGGAAAAAGUGUGUAGAAAAUCAUGGUUUCUUCCGUUGCUCUGUAGUUAAGAGAGUCGUAAGACAGAAAACUAGAGUGCUUAGCCGUGGAUCAUCAUUCAGGUAUAGCGGCAAAACUCAAAAACAAAUUGUCGAAUUUGUUCGAGAUAAUUACGUGAAGAGGCAGACAUUUCAAAGGUCCAAUUCGUUCCGGCAGACUAGCGGUGGUAGGGCAUUGCAGGGCUCGGAGGGGGGAGGCUAUCGUGGGGCCACUCCAAGCAGCUCCCUUAUGGGCAGCUCCAGCAUCUCUGCCCACCCCCUCCUGCCCCUCGGCGAUCCUGCACUGGCAACCCCAGCUCUGUCUCUGUCAUGCGGUUCGAUGACACUGGAUUCUCCGACGACUGCGACGAGUGUCUCGAUGGGAGGGACGAUUCACCGUCGAGAAGACACAGCUACAUCGUUUCGGACGCUCACCUCUAUCGACGUCCAUUCGCCAGCCACCCCCAGCCAGGUCCCAGCACCGCGGCCGAUGCUUUCUACCAGCCAGCAGCCACGGAUUUCAUCAACAGGUCGUAUCAGCCCCUCUAACAGCAGUCCUCCCGAAUUCCCACCACCACGACCUCUGCCCAGAUACCCCUGGCAACGGUCGGCUAGUUGUCGCGAGUUGUACGCUUCUAGUUUCGAGGACUCCGGUAAAGCGCGACCGCGGGACGACAAAGUCACCGCGGAUCUUCCGUUAGACCCAUUCCAAUUAGCCUCCCAGGGUGAAUUAGAUAAUCCCGUAACACGAUACGACGAGAGCAAUCGUUCAUAUAGCGCCGCUAGUUCGAAAUUACCUUCCCUAGAUCACGAUUCUGUCCCCGAGCGUGUCUACAGCAGUUCCUACCCGGGAACGUCGUCGUUGUCUACCGAAUCGGGCCAUGAGGAAUCGGGUCCCGCUGGAGAUCUGUCGCAUGACGAUCUCUCACACGAUUCUUACGAGCUUUUGGAACGCGAGCAUGAAUUCGAGUAUCCGGAAUCGUAUUCUAGUCCACAUGACGAGCACGAACCUAUAUCCGAUCAGAGUGACGAGGGAAUCGAACACGAGAUGUUCCAAAUGGACUCCGAAACCGAUUCCUUCGUCAAGCACAGAUCGAUAAAGUCUUCGGACAAACAACAAUAUAAAUCCGCGUUUAAUGAGCUCAAGAACUCUAAAACUAAGUCCAUCGAUCGGUACUCAGCUGUACCCAAGGCAGACAGCGAUUUCGUGAUCACUGAAUCUAGGAUACAUCGGACGGGCACUCAAAUAGAACGUAAAUUCGAAACGAGACACGCGAAUUCCGUAGAACAGCCGUCCAAAAUGGGUAUUCCGCAUCAGGACUCCGCCAGAAAAGAUCCCAUGGUAAUGCAGGUGCAGAAGCAAAAAGUUUCUGUCCUGAACGAGUUAAAGAACUUAAAGCCCAAAUAUAAGAUCACUCACGUAGAUUCGGAGGUCUUGCGAGACGAGGGUAUUAUGCGUCCGAAAUCGCGAAUUGAUGACGAUCUGAGCCCGGUUGAGGGAAGUAGAACGUUAGAUUAUAGCGGGAGAGGUAGGACGAUUAGGGCGCGCAGUAUCGCUAGCUUGGAAGAUCAUACGCCGCGAUUGUAUGUCGAGACAGGUAGUCUAGGUCGAGGGCAUAAGUCUAGGGAUAGGAAAUCGAGGGACGCUGACGUUAAGAUCGAGAAAGUCUUGUCGAAGGAGCGUAGAAGCAUUGAGAGGGAGGAGCGAAAGCGGGAUUACUCGAGAGAUUUUAGGCGAAUGGACAAGAGCGAUUCGCGAGAACGUCGUUCAGCGGAUCGGCUCGACUCGCGCGAGCGGAGAUCGGAUAGCCACGGUCGUCGCAGCAUAGACUGGAUCGAUAUACGCGAGUUACGUAGAAGCAUCGAGCGGCUUGACGCACACGAGAGGAAUUACGAUCUAGACUCGAGGGAAAAGAGUGCCUUUUAUAACAAUGAUUUCUACGAGUCGCGCGGUAAGAGCGUCGAUCGUUUAGACUCUCAAGGGCUGCGCAGCAGCAUGGAAUAUCUGAGGAGUCCCAAGGAGAGGAGCAAUCAUCGGCAUUCGGAGCGCCGGGAGAGAAGUAUCGAACGGAUAGAUUCUCGGGAAACGAGGAAGAAUAGAGCCGCUUCUAUCGAUUACGAUAGGCACACUUUUGAACGCCUCGAUUCCGGCAACAGAAGCCCAUUCGAGCGAUUGAAAGAACAACGGAGGAAGAGCAUAGAGAGACUCGAUUCUCAAGAGUUUGACUUUGAUCCGCGAGCGAUUGAACAUUUGAAAUCCAUGGAGCGCUACGAGCAAAGAGAACGAACUUACGAGAGAAAGAUGGAAUCGAGGAGCGCCGAACGAAAGAGCUUGGAAAAGCUGGACUCGCGUGAACGAAGGUACUUAGGACGUUUAGAGUCGCGGGAAGGAAGGAGUCUCGAGUGUUUGGACUUCGAUAGCAUGGAGCGUCGAAAAAAUAUCGAGAGGAUGGAUUAUAAGGACCAGAAGAAGAGCAGGAGCAAAUCCGAGAAAGCCAAGUCAGAAGAAAAGCCGCGAGAACGUGAUGAUUGGAGGAGUUUGGAGAAAGCGCGAAAAGACGAUGAAAGACGGGAACGUGAGCGGCAAGCGAAACUGUCUAUCGAAUCCCGUACGGAAACCGUUAUCGGCGUGCCGCACGAGAUGGAGAAUUUGAAGUCGAAAACCGUGUUCGCCGAAUACGAGCCGAAGGUCGUUGGCGGUAUCGUCCUAGGUUUCGAGGAGACCGCCUUGCCCGGACACGUGCCGGUGGAGCGUACGAAGAGCGAUCCGAAUCCGGCGCGGCAAAGGUUAGGAUCCAGCAACAGCAAGCGGCACAUGCUGAUGCACCAGAAAUCCAUAGACUUGACACCGGCUGACUCCGGUGACGAGGAACCGUUUUCGGACAGCGCGACGAUACAGAAGACCAACGUCGAUAUCCCGUACAUAUUGCACAAGAGGCACGUUAUGAAUGGCACGGCGUCCGACGAAAAAUCCGAAUCGGAUAGCAGUAAAACCUCGAGGAAUGUUAAAAGUCUCGCCAAGGAUUUGCCGAAGUUACCGCUGAAAAUGGUGGCGGAUCUUCCGUACUUCGAUCUGACUAAGCUUUCUUCGGUAGACAAGGCUGGCAAUAAAUUGUCUCCGGAUAAGCUGAAAAGUGGCACGGCUACCGCAAGACCGAAAUCGAUAUUAAGCCCUUCGGAUAAGCCGAGGAGUAUUCUAAGUCCAACAUCGAAACUCUCGCCCACAGAUCCAAAGAGCAUUGUUUGCAGUUUGUCGCCUAGCAAGAGGAGCCCCUCGAAAGCGAAGACUCAGUCUCCCGAAAAGUUCUCGCAAAAGGGCGGCUCGUUAGAUAGAAACAAAGCCGAAGUUAUCAUCGAGGAUUACACGUGCAAGAAAUCCUCGAGCUUAGACAAGAAACCCUCGAAAUUGUCGCCGGUAGAGCCGAAUGUCACCAUUAUCUCGGCUAUCGAAAAACGUUCGCCCAAAAAGUCGCCGACUGAUCCUAGCGUGACUAUCGUCUCUGUGAUACAGAAGAAGAAAUCUCUCGAUGGCGCGCCCAGGAGCCCCACUGCGAAAACGGCGAAAGCUGUUCUGAAUUUUGCCGACAUCGUCGGUAUGGAAAUGAAGCAAAAUCUGGAACGUAAGGCGAAAGUUGAGAAAGAUAGUCUGAAAGCACCGGACGAUAGUUUAGAGACGCAAGAUAGCAUUGAAAAGAUACCGUUACCCGAAAUUCCUGACAGCGGACAGGCUGAAGAGAAAAUGAUGGAUCAAGUCAGAACCAUCGAACAGAGAGAACGAGAUCGUUCCCCGAAACGAGCCGAUGAACUGUCUGACGAUGAUCAAAAGAGAGAAAAUGUACAGUCUGUAAUAGCUGAAGUUCACAUGCCGGCUACAAUGGAAAUCAAACCGGAGAAACCGCCGAUUCCGGAAAAACCGAAGACGUUAGAGAAGCCAAGUAUUCCUGAAAAAACGAAGCGUAUUUUGGAGAGAAUAGAAUCGAAAUUUUCGGAAGUCAGUAAAAAUUCCGCUACGAAGAUAUCGAGGCCAAAGAUCAUCGAUACAGGAUUUGACGAUUUCGUGGAUCCAGUUGCCGAUUUGCCUUUGGACGAAGUGCCUGUGAAACCUACUCUAGAGUUGGAUAGUCUUAAAGUUCCUGAGUUCGUUCCUUUCCUGUUAAGACCGCACGGAGAGCCGAUAAGAUCGAAGUCUUUGUCGCUGGCGGAAGAGAAGGCACCGAUCGAUACCUUGCUCUCGCCGGAACUCGAAAAUAAGCACUUCGUGCAGGACGUUUCACCGAAGAGAGCGAAGAAAAUGAAAUCCGAACCGAAGAAGGAUUUCAAAAAGCAAUCAAAAUCAUUAGAGGGCGACAAACCGCCGCUGAAAAAGAGCGCGUCGAAAGAGUCACGUUCACCGUCGGCGAGUACAAAAAUUGACAAAUCCAAAUUGAAGCUCGGCGAGAUGCCGCAAGAGAUCAUAAUAAUAGAUUCGACUGACGUGGCGCCAGAAAUAAGCAUUGUACAAAAGGGUAGAUCAAAAUCUGUAACUAGAUUAUCCGAUAAACCGUUUUCAUCAUCGAAGGAGGAAAAGGAAGAAGCGAAGAGUACUCGUGCGAAAUCCGCGUCUGUCGACGACGAACUUAUUAAAGGCGCGAUCAAGUCCGAAAAGUCGAGACCGAAAUCGUUGGGAAUAUCGAAGAGUCUGGGUAGUACAGAGAAGAAAGAUUCAGUAGAGAAAAUUUCGCCGAAGAGACUCAAAGCUGUCGCUAAAGCUGCUGUGGCGAAGGACGCAAAACAAGAUUCAAAAACGGCACGCGGUAAAGUAGCUUUGAAAGUAGAAGCGACCAGCGAGGAAGCUACUGCUGAAUCAAAGCAGCCUAAACAGGAGAAAGAUUCUAAAUCGUCUGUUAAAUCUGACGUUGUAAUUGAUCAGCCAGUAGAUACUAAACGUGUCGCAGCAGCCGACGAGUCCAAGGAAGUAGUUAAGGAGUCACGCAAGGAGCCGAGCAAAGAGCCAGGAAAAGAGACAAAUAAAGAGCCAGGCAAGGAAGUAACAAAGGACAGUCUAAAGAAAACGGCACUUGCUCAGGAUUUAACUCAAUCUCCCUUAGUCUUACGUAAACCGGGACAGACGCCGAUACUGUUUGCUCGCGCACGUCUUGGUCUCUCGGAGGGUAGCGGGAUUGGCGCUCUUCAGCGUCAAGGCGCAACGCAGUCGCCUACUUCUCAGCGGCGCGCGAAAUCCUUGGACGCCGCAGUGAUCUCCGUGCACAGGCUACCGCCGGCAAACGCAUUUUCCAGCAAGGAUGACACGGUGGACGUGUCGGAGAAUCUGGAGGAUCAGGAGAAUGCUGCCGAAGGCGCGAGCGCAGCAUCGAAGGUGCUCUCUGUUCAGAUGGAGGCCUCCCCGAAUCAUAAAUCUGAUAGUACCGAUCACACAACCGUGCCGGAUUCUCUAUCCGUUACCGAGACCUCGACGCAGUAUCUAGAAUCGCCGCUAACAGAAUGUAACGAGAUUGUCCCUUGUGCCGAUUCCUACGAGGGUAGCCGAAUGCCAUUUACGAGUUCCUUUAACGAGGCGCAAACGUCGAAGGUCAUAGAGAGCGCUAAAUUGGAGGAAGCGACAAAAUUCAUCGAUCAGAGUUCCGCCGAAUCCGGCGUCGAACAGGAAGCUUCUCAAGAGAGUUCCGACGCGAAGGAUAUGCCAAAAGAUCAAACUCAGAAUCAAGAUGAACCGGCAGUAUCUACAAUUUUCAUAAAGAGCGGUAGUACGGAAGUUGUCUGUAAGCAGACUGAAUCGCCCAGCGAAGUUUCAGAUGGUGAGACAAGUGCGAGAACUAGCGAAACUAAAUCUCCAUCUCCAUCUCGUCCACAUGACUUUCGUGUCAAAGUCGACACAGAUGGCUCGAGAAGUCCGUCUGAGAGAGAUGACGUGCCUGACGUGACUAUAAGCGCGGCUCGAGAGGAUAAUGUAUUCUUUUUUAAUUACGAUCAGGACGAUCCUCCAGAUAUGGUCAAGUCACCGAUACAAAUAUCAAUUGAAGAAUGUUCUGACGACGAUAUGAAUCCGGAGGAAGAGGAGGACGAAAUAGUGGAAGUGCAGGUAGAGAUCGACGAGCGGGAAGAAGACGAAAACAAGCGGCUAGACUCACUUGAUACGAGCGAGGAUACGCUCGAUGCGCUCGAUAUGCAAAUACGGACUCCGCGAGGUCCGGACAGCGAAUUAAGUUCGCCGGAUUACGGUGUGGACAAGAUGGACGAAAAGACGUUGGUCGAGGUUGAAUUGACGCCGGAAUAUCUGGAGAUGAAAAAAGAAGAUGAAGAAACGCCGGAAGAAUUACCGGAAGAUGAACCGAUGAAGGAAACAGAGAUCGCGGAUUCCAAUCGUCUUUCUAUUGACAGGAAACUUAGACUGAGCAGUGAACGCUCGAGAAGCGAAGAGACCAACACUUGGACACCGGACAGGGAAGAUCCAGACUCCAGUUCAUGUUCUAUCGCUCGGCCACUAGGUAUCGGCCAGAUACAACCUAUAAUAGAUCGUCGGGAAAUCGCUAUGAUCGAAGGUGCCCGAGACAGCGGUUCCUUAGAUGAUGACAGCAACGGCUCGCAUCCCCCUCCAAAGCAAGAAAUCAGCGUCACGUGGAAGUCAUUUCCGCAGGGAAGCUCCGGUAGCUCCAGUCUCGAGGACGGCUGGGUGGCUCAGGACGAGGGCACCGCGCAGCAAUCGCAAUCUGAGGACAGCAACGGUCAGAACGAAGACAGUUAUCAAGAGGACCUAGCGGACUUUCCGGGCACCUUUAUCAUUGGUCCCGAAAUAUUAGCUAAUUACGGCGCAUUUUCACUUUCACGUACGUUGUCGAGAAUAUCCGAACGAUCGACCACGUCGGAGCAAGAUAGAAGCGACUUCGAGGAUUCCUUUAAGCCAAGCUCGAGGUCGCCGAGCCUCGACGAUGAAUCUUUGAUGUCAAGCGAUCAUCAGCCGUCUCUAUCAUCGGACCCUCCGUCCGGUACGGCGUUACCAUCUGUUUCUGAUGAUCGCAGAACGUCUUCCGAACUACCGGACAUUCCCAUCGAUGUGGUUGGCGCUCAUGAGGAUGACUCGAAAUCGCCGCGAACGAACAGGCGAUCACGAUUGCAGUUGCAAAGUUCCGAGGACUGGCCAUCGCCGCCCAGUUCACCUGUUUUUGAAACACCAGUAGUGAGCCAUGUGGAAACAUUCUACAUGGAAAUCAAACCGGAGGAAGCAGUCAAGGUGACCGUUACGGACAGUACGGAGACGCCCGUUAAUCCAGAACAAGACAGCGACUCCAGUGACGAGAACAGGACGCUGCACGACGAUCUGCACUCGACUCUCUUGGAGGACGGGCAAAGUCCUUCAACGUCCGCGACGGCCGACGGUACAGUCAAGAUCGCGGUAAAACCGAAGUCGAAUUCCUACAUAACCGGCUCGUCGCACAGCGAGGACACGUCGAUGGGUCUGUCCAUGUCCGAAUGGUCCAGCUCGAACAACACCGUGCGCCAGUAUUGCCAGUACUCGGGUACAAAGUCUGAUGACAAUUCGCUGGCGGAACUCGGCGCCUCGAUUUCGGACUGGUCAGGUAGCACGACGGUGAUACCGCAGCAGUAUUACGCCACGGCCGCGGACAAGAGUCAGAGCGACACCACGACGUCCGAGAGGAGCGCGACCAGCAUGAGACCAAACUCGAAGUGCCAGUCCGCAGACACUUCCUCCCUCCCGUCUCCGCCAUCCCCGUCUUCAUUGCCGCUGCCCGUGUCACCACCACUGCCUUCUCCACCCGCGACGGCUGCUUCCGCAUUUUUCGAGGACGAAGCCGUCGGUUCCGCGAUCGAACAGCACAAGACUUUACUGGCCGAGACAACCGCCGAGGAUGACGACGAUCCACGUCAAUCUCGAGCGCACGAUGACGAGUUCGACGAGGCGCGGCGAUUUAUCGAGAGCCAAUUCGACGAGCACCAUCGUCUACGUCGAUACGACGACGAACAGCAAGGCGUUUAUCCCCAGGAAUUCGCCGACAUCUCGCCACCUCGUAUCACGCUUCGAAACGAGUACGACGAGGCCAUUGACGAUGACUUUCAAAUGGGCCCGGACGAGGAUACGCUCUGUGUUGACGAUACAGCGCUACCGAUCCCCGAGGAGGACGAGGAGGAUCAGUUGUACGACAAUGUACCCGCAAUGAAAUAUUCCAGUAGCGACAAAGUGCGGAUGGAGGUCGGCCGCGGGGACAGUUCGGAAGAUAUGCAUGAGAGGUACGCUGAGCUCACCCUACAACCGGGAACGGCAGACGACGAUUGGUCGUCCGAGGAACGAAGAGACGUUCCGGAGCGAGAGAAACCAUCGGCGAGAUCAGGCAAAUUCGAUCGCGGCUUCUCGGAGCCGACCCGAGCUCAGGGCACGCGUUCCACCGAACGGCCCGUGAUGGUGCCGAUCCGUGCAAAGUCGACCCCGUAUUACUCCACGACGAGUCUGAGCGGCGAGUCGACUACGUCCAGUCCGCCUAUGCCGGUUAGGACGCAGAUCAGAACGAAGACGAUGCCUUACUCGUCGAGCCGCAGCCCGCAGAGCGAGGGUGACACCUCCUCGAGCAUGGACAGUCCGGCGCACACGCCCGAUCGGGGUCAGCGGGCCUUCCGCCGGAAGCGACAGCAGAACGCCAAGAGGCGACACCGCGUGGUGGUCGAUCUUGAGGUCAAGGACGGCCACAUAGUAUCCAGCACCGACUCCAGUUUCGACGUGGCGACCAUACCGCCACCGCUGCUGCCAGAGGGUCAGAGUCUAGACGUGGACGACGACGAGAAUGACGAAAUGUCCGAGACGAAGGACGAGCUUCAUCGGCAGCAGCAGCGUUGACGCAGCGUCGACGAUCGACGCUAAACAGAAAUGCCCGUGGAAGAGAGAAAAUUGAGCGCGAUCGGUCAACACUCACUCACGGGCUCAAACUAGCAGGAUUUGUAGACAAGUUCCCAGUCGUAUAUGGAAUUGAACGCACUUUAGAAUUGACAGACUCUCCGUGGCCGUACGUUGGCACUCUCGAUUUAUGUCUGUCGCGCGAACGAAGAUCAAAUGGGAACGGAUCUCGACGACUCGGCCUGACCUUCUUGCGAUCUUGAUUCAACGAUGACGAUUUGCCCGGCGGUGUUUCGCGCUGAGCGGCAAUCGAGAAUCGAGAGUUAUACGGGUAUGAACGACGACAAGGGCAUCAACGACGACGACGAUGACGAAAGCAGGACAGACGUAAGACGAGGGCGAAGACGACGUCGUCCGUCGUUUCCGGGCUAGAAAGCUCAAAGGCUGAAUGAUCAAAAAUUGCGCGAGAAAUGUAGCAUUAUCGUUAGGGAUACAGAUACGGUUUGUUACGCGUUUUAGAGAUUCGGUUUACUUUGAUAUCACCGUCACGAUAGAGUCCCUUUGGUCCCCAGUAGAGGAUGAGUAUAUUUUAGCAAGUAAUAUUCAUGCAAAACACACACACACACACACACACACACACACACAUACACACACACACACACACGUACAUGGGAAGCGAAGAGUAUUUCAACUAUCGCGAUCAGCGUGCCCGCGCGCGACUCGUUAGUGAAUGAUAAACGUUACGCGCGACACGUUAUAUCCUAAUUAUGAUAAUGUUAUAAAUCAUAGAAAUCGAAAGAGCGAUGUAGGAUUUUCAAAGGUAAUCGUAAUUUUAAAACGAGCCACAGUUGUUGUGGCGAAUUUAUUUUUAAUCCUUUUAAUCGACUCGAGUCCUCGUUUCGUUCCUUGCACGAGACACACCCAACAUUGCUAGGGAAAAUCGUGCGAAUACUUGAAUGAAUAAACGUAAACGUACUUACUUUGUUUUUUCUCCUAAAAAGAAAAAGAAAUCGUAGCUUUGUUAUACAUAAUUACACCCGGCGCUCCUACGGCACGUGAUCGUGCGCAGCCGUUGUUGCGUCACGCUGUAACAACGUCAAGGGAUUAAAUCAGCGCUAACUCACGGCGUCGCGAAUGCACGCCGUUUUAUUCGGUCGCGCGACCUUGAAAAUUCAUCCAGGACAAUCAAUCGCGAGCGGCGGUCGCUCGAGGUGGGAUUCCAUCGAGGGAGAACGAAACGCGGAAUUACGUAAGGUGGUCGUCCGAGGGGGGGGGGGAGGCGAUUGUUUCCAGUUCGAAUUGUAUUCCGAACAGCAACGACAACGUGAUCUCCUAUGAUUACGCCGCGAUUUUGCUUCGCGCACGCGAAUUAGAAGAAAAAAAAAAGAAGGAGUGAGGAAAAGUUGCUCAACCUAGAUACGUAAAUGUGGUGCGCCGCGUCUCCCCCGCGCUUUUUAAUGGCGCCGCGGCCGGCAGGUGCACCCACCGGUAUAUCCUGCGCGUACGGAAUUUAUCCUCGACGAGCGAGAGGAGCACCUGUUACUCGUUAAUAGACGUUGGCAAUGGACCAACCGAGUGGUAGCUGCUAAGCUCUGUUUUUUUUUUUUUUUUUUUUAGGUGGGAACUUAAGCCUCUUAAUCAUUAAUAAUCCGUGAGACUUAUUCGCCUAGCGACAGAUAUAUCCGCAAGAUAAGGCCGGGAGAUCUAUGCUCUGUGUUAAAAUUGUUACUGGGCUGUUAUUUAUUAUUUAUCGCUGAGAGAAACGCGUCUCGGCUGUUUUCUCGGAGACGCUUGAUUUUUUUUUCGUUUCCUUCGUUCAAUAAAAUUUCUAAUUGAGACUGAUACGUUUUGUAACACGUGCAUAUCUUUUACCGCUCACAAUUGUUCGUUUCCUUAGAUCGGUGGUUUUGAGAGAAAGAGAAAACGAGAAAAAGAGUUCGGCUUUAUAGUGAAUUACGGAAGAACGGGAGAUGUCUCCCGAUGAGAAAGAAACGUACACUUUGACCGAAUAAAAAAACAAACUUCAGGAAGGAGUCCGACUUGAGCGAAAAGCAAUAGAAAGUCCCAUUUGGAUUUUUCAUUGGCUUGUAUUAUUGUGCCUAGUUUUUAUACCACCUGUCGUCGUGUGCAUAAUUUAACUACGGUAGCGAGGCGUGAACGAAUUCGGCGCGAAUUGCGACGCGUUUACGCGCGCUGCACGUGCGCGUAUCUCUUUAACGCGUUUCUUAGAUAGGUAAAAUAUGUGUGAGCGAUAUAGAUGCACUUGAUUACGCGAAAGAGAGGAAACGCGAGUAACAUCAGUAUUAUGAGCGCAUAUACUAUGUGUUUUCGGGAUAAUGAUCACAAUUGCGAAUGUAAAAUUGAACGCGACAUCGUCAGCAGCGUGAAAUAAAGUUUGUUUUCUUAGGUGGAAUGUAAGAAAUUGCUCGAAUUGCUGCCGUUUUAAUUUUACGUAGAAUUGUCGACACACUUGUUUGCUGUUUAGUACUUUUAUACUUUUUAUAUUUUAAUUCGAUUUCAAUCAAAUACAUAAUUUCUUUUUACAGGCGUGUAUUUAAUAAACGAUAUAUCGAGCUAUGAAUUUUUUAAUUGUUAGGUGCAACACUUACAGAGUUGUUACGUCUUAAAGAUGAAAAUAAGAAAAAAAUAGAUCAAUACGGAAUAGCAGGGUUGACUUAAUUAAUACGGAAUUGAGCUUUUUAAUUACUCAUCCUGUUGCAGAGCGCAGCUAUUUAACUAAAUACACCUACCAAAACAUUGUACUUUAAUUUCGAAGGCUUGUUAAAGUAUAUCUAAAAAAAAAAA
This is a messenger RNA of Wasmannia auropunctata (little fire ant), 13450 nucleotides long. RefSeq lists its product as uncharacterized. NCBI's taxonomy places the organism in Eukaryota, Metazoa, Arthropoda, Insecta, Hymenoptera, Formicidae. Gene Ontology annotation, molecular function: guanyl-nucleotide exchange factor activity. The coding region runs from base 848 to 10648 and encodes 3266 amino acids. The transcript is spliced from 11 exons. Gene Ontology annotation, cellular component: cytoskeleton. The record is from RefSeq and is a predicted model, not a curated record.